Molecule: messenger RNA, 1335 nt
Organism: Amoebophrya sp. A25
Lineage: Eukaryota; Dinophyceae; Syndiniales; Amoebophryaceae
Source: the annotation of a GenBank genome assembly
CGGAGGAGUCUGGGGGUGGAGCUGGUGGAGGUUAAGAGAAGGAGUCUGGGGGUGGAAUUCAUGGAGGUUAAAAGAUGGAGACUUCCAGUGGGCCUAGUAGUGGAAAGUAAGUCAAAUUAGUAGAGGCGGAAAGCGAAGGGAUACGGAAUGAGAUAAGAAGCAAGUACUGCGGAGGUGGGUGAAACUAGCAGAGGAGGAUGAGGAGGAGACAGAAGGGCAAUAUGAGAUGACGAGAACAAGUAGGUAGUUAGGAAGAGCAGGUUGAACUUGAAGCUAGUUUGUAAAGCAGGAAGACGACGGCGGGCAUAAUAGGCCAAGAAGGUCGCACUUUCGAGGUGGUUGAAAAUUUUACCUUUGUGUUCAGACAGUCACUCAACUUGUUCAAACAUAUCGAUCCGACGCCUGUAAAAGUCAAGUUGUCCAUUCAAUUCAGGAACAGGGUUAGUAAAGUUUCUCGUUGUGCCUUCGUGUUUAUGUUUUUCCCUAUGCAGGUAGCUCUAUUAGCGGUUUACUUACCAAACUAGCACUAGAACUAGAACAAAAGCUAACGAAAAAAAAAAUCUAAACUGUUAUCGAGUUGGAUGACGACUACUUACAGCAACAGCAAGAACAGCUAACUUUCAUUGGUAAUAUUAACUACAAGUAUAGCGCUUACGUUUAUGAGUUAGGAUGUGCGGUAAGCGACAGCACCAGAAUAAUUAUAGGCUAACGCUUCUGAUAAUGUACUUCUUGUGAAGUUUUUACGUGCUGUACAGCAUGCUCUCGAAAUUCUUACUCUUCUUGUGUCGAGUCCAAUUCUUGAAUAGAAAGCGCGUUCGCGCGCGCAGCUAAUGUACUUCAGCUCAUACGUCGCACGAUAUCAAAAUAGGAGCAGGCGCAGAGUGUCUUCUAUUACUAACUUUUUAUACCAAAAGCUGCGGUCUGCUCCUCGUGGAGCUGCAGCACAGGACAGAAAUGAGUAUCCGCCACGCAACGGGGUACUCCUGUACAGAAAGACAGAGUUGGGCUCUACUUCAUCCAUUCACAUUACACCAAACGUCAUACAUAGACAUAGACGAACGAACAAGGAAGCAAAGUCAGUAUCUUGUCCCCCAAAGCCAAAUACUCAACUAAUAUCUUGCCCCCCUAUCUUUCGUCAGCCAAAUUUUGUUUCGGGCCUCGCCUCAAACUGCAUAAGUUGUAGAGCGCAACAAUCAAAAUGGAGAGGGUUUAUAGGUAACCCCCUGACGCAUGUGCAUGUCGCCAGCUUCCAACAUGUGUGAGGAUGAGAAUAUACAUAGACCAGCGCGCCGUAGGGGUGCGCUCUCUGAAGGCCAUCAGUGGAGUCGCCUUCGG